This is a messenger RNA of Xyrichtys novacula (pearly razorfish), 11133 nucleotides long. Lineage: Eukaryota; Metazoa; Chordata; Actinopteri; Labriformes; Labridae. The record is from the annotation of a GenBank genome assembly.
UUUGUUUGUGACGAUUGCGCAUUGUAUACUGUGUCGAGGCGUUUGAAAACAGCCGCGAAAAGUUCCUCCUUCGUCAUUUUCUCUAAAAUUGUGAUGUUUAUCCGUAUAUAUGAGAAUUACACUUGACUUUUGACGUUUUAUGACUUCUUAGUCGUGACUCUGAUGCAAGAAAGACCGUAUUUGUCGCUUUUCUACCAGUAUUGACUCAUUUAUGUUAGCUCAUCCGCAGAUUUGCCGCUGACAUUACUCCACUAUUUAGGACAUGAAGCCUGCACGAGGUUCAAGCCGAGCAGCUUCAAAAACACCCAACCUGAAAAACAAGAAGCCUUAUCCAGUGACAACCAAAGCAAGAUGUCAGGUAAGAUAAGGCACUCGACAGCUGAGGCCGACCUGUGUUGUUACUUCAUGAAUGUGAUCAAAUCUGGUGUUUGGAUUACAGGAGCCCGGUGAUACAGACAAGGGCAAACCCUCAAAGAAGGCGCAGAAGAGGAAAGGUUAGACCAGAUUUAGCAUGCUUCCUGAGUCUAUAUCUGUCCACUGCUGUGUAUUUGGUUAUACCAGGAUAUUAAUGCUUCAUACUGUCUGGGACAUUUCAGAUAACCUACUUCUCUCUGGUACUACUUUCAGCUGAAGGCUCACCAUCACUCCCUAAAAACAAAUUCAUUGCUAAGAACUGGAAACCGAUGACAUGCUCCUCUAUUUCUGCUCUGGAGAAUAUAAUGGACCUGUCAAUAUUGUAAGUUUUACACUAUCUUCACUCUGGUACAGCCCUGUUCCACCUAAAAGGAUGGAUAAUUGCAUUAUUAAGUUUUCAUGUGGCAUAAGCAGAGAAAUUCACAAAAGAUUAGAUAUUGCAAAUUCAUGCCUCCCAUCUUCCCCGAUAUGGUUUAACAACGCCUUUAAAAGCUGCAGGGAGUCCUCUGUUUAAUAACGAAUGGUUGUAGUUGUAUCUCUCAAAUUGUAGAGAACAGAGAGAUUCUAUCCCUGGAAAAACUUAUUAAAAGAUAUAACAUGAACCUGAAUACCAAAAGUUUUUUUUACAGUACUCCCAGUUUAAAUCAAUUGUCUCUAAAUGUCCUAAAACCUAUUUUGAUUAUAAUUAUGAAAUUGAUAAAAAAAAACUCAAAGUUCUGUCAUCAAAUAGAGGAGUAGUUUCAAGUUUAUACAAAUUAUGACUUUAUUCCACUUCAAAUCCAAACUCAAAGACAGAGUCACAAUGGGAAUGUGACAUAGGGGUUCAAUUCUCUCCUGAAGAGUGGGGAAACAUUUGGUGUGACAUGAAAACAACUUCCAAAUCAGUCAGAGGUAAAGUAAUACAACUGAAAACUCUCCACAGAGCCUAUAUUACUCCAUCUAGACUUGAUAAAAUAGACCCAAGUACCUCAAAUCUGUGUUGGCAUAAAUAUGGGAAAGUGGGAAACCUGAUUCAUAUGUUGUGGUUCUGCCCUGCUGUUAAUUUGUUUUGGAAAGAAGUUUGCAAGUUGAUUUCAAUGAUUGUUAAUGUCAAUAUUUCGCCAUGUCCACCGUUAUGUCUGUCGGGUCAGAGGGAUUAACAGCUGAAAACCAAACAGGAAAGGAAAACACUUGGCAUAGCUUUUUUAGCUGCAAAGAGAAUGAUCUUGUCUAAUUGGAAAAUUCCCAAACCAAAUUGUUUUUCUAUUGAAACCUUCUUGUCUGAGUUUUUCAACCUUCCAAGCGCGGAGCGACUCACAGAAAAACUGAAUGAUAAUAAAGUAAGAUCUGAGGUAAUUUGGAAACAGAUGCGCGUACUGUGAUGUAAAGUGAAACAAAUAAGAUGUUUGUAACAUGUUGUGGCCUGACUCAUCGUGUUUGCAAUGUACCUCGUACGAAUGAAGAUAUCUUGUUAUACUCCCUUUUAAUAUAUGAAUUAUUACCUAAAUAGGAGCAUUAGGAACAUGCACUAACCCCCCUUCUCUUUUUUAAUUUUAUUAUUAUUAUUAUUUUGUUUUUUUUUCUGUCCUGUGUAGUCGUGCGAUUGUUGUUUUGGUGCUGUCUUGUGUUACCUAAAACAUAAAUAAUAAUAAAAAAAAAAAGUGUUUCAGCUACACUUGGUGAACCAGCAGAGGCUGUCCCCUCCUGUAAUGUUGUUGAAAAGCUGCUCAGAACACAUUUGUAAGAUCAUUCUCAUCUCCAUUAUAGAGCAACUCUUGCCUUGAAGCGGACAGAGAAGAAGGAAGGCCAGGAACAUCUAAACAAGAUGAAAAACAUGUGAGUGAUCGUGCAGAAAAGUCAUGUUAUUGGCAUGAGUACAAAUGAUCCGACUAAUCAGAACAUAAGAACCACAUUUAUCCACCCACUCUCAAACACUGAAUGAUCAUAAACAUUGCAAUACAUGUAUAACAAGAUGGGCCAUCAUUAAUCAAAUGAAUAAGGAUUACAAAUACAACAGAAAAGUAUUAAAGAUUGGGAUUUAUUGGGAUUUCUCGCUCAUCAUUUUCAGGUUUCUUGCACAGUGUAAACAGCUCAAAGUCCCGGUGCAAAAACAGAAGAGUUUCGAGCUGCUGUCGCACCAACACCAGAAGGAGUCAAAGAAGUCUGUGCUUGGAAAGCAGACUUUGAGCAGCCUGAAGGUGUGAACUCAGUCUUUACUCUUGAUCAUGGGUGCAUAGCAGUAAGUACUGAAACAACUUCAUUUUAAAUCAGUUAGUAAAACAGUUUUUCUUAAAAGCUAUUAUUUUAGGAUGUUAUGUCUCUAGUGGACAGUGAUAGUGCAGGAAACCAGGAGACAGUGGGGAGUGAUACAUGGGAAAGUGUUCACAGACUGGAACCGGCCUGGGGCGGUUUGGUUGAAGACUAAAGCCUCUGCAGAUUAGGCGCCACAUUGAAGUGAUUUUUAAGACUUUUAAGACUUUUCUUCAAAUGUAAAGAUAAAUAAAUAACUCUGUUAGGUGAUUUCUUUUACUGCCUUUUGCUAUUUUCAACUGUAAUGUAAAUCUUGCAUUUCUUCGUCUAAGAACUAUCAAUUUGAUAUACUUGACGGCUUGAUGGAAAAAUGAUUGAUAGAUUAAUCAAUAACAUAAAUAGUCUUCGGCUGCAGUUGUAAGUGCUAAAAAUCAUACUUAUCCUACAUAAUUGCCAGUUUUAAAAAAAGAAAUUAACCUUCUGUAUAUGAUUUGUUAUUGAAUUGUUCUUACUACCAUGCUAUGUGAUUUUGUUGUGUCAUUGGGGUUUUCAGGGGGAUAUGAAGGCUUUGGUCAGCACUCUGGAGAUGGCAGAAGAGCAAACAGAGUCUUUACAGCACAGAUGCAGUACGCUCAGAGACCAGGUGGAAGAGGAGGAGGAGAAAGCUAAAGAGGUACAGGUCACUAACACUGGGAGAAACAUUACUCAACAAACUCUGAAUAUUUGUUGUCAUCUUCUUCCUCCUUUUUUUGAAUGAUUACUCUGUCGUGUCUAACGUAUGAGGGGGAAAGUCUAUAUUCCUCUCAUUAUAGUUUUGAUUUAUUUUACCAGAAAUGAUCUGAAAAAAGGCAAACAAUAUCUCAGUAAAUUACCUUCUUAAUGUUACUGACCAAAAAGCUCUUGCAGACACUUCUGUUGCCACAAGGAUUCAACAAAUGUUGUUAAUAUUAAUUUACUCUGGAAACAAUGAGAGGUUUUUUUUGUGCCAUUUCAUCACAAUAGGAACUGGAAUUGAGAUGAUCAAGAUGUUAAAGUGGUAGAGUGCAUUUCCUCAUACAAUUUUUAUCUUGCUUGAGAGUAAAUCUGAAUUUUUUUCUAAAAAAGACAAAGCGGAACAUUGUGGUGAAAACGUUGAAAAAAAAUGACAUUUAUGCUGACAUAGUGUGUGUAUUCAUGAGAAGUCUUAUCAGGGGAUGCAGGAAAUGAGUCUUCACCUAAAGCAAUUUUCUUGCACCACGACAGGAUGCAAGAUGUUUUUGUAGAAGAAGGUUUUUUCUUGAUGUUUUUACCUUCACUAUUAGAUGAAGAGAUAAAGAUGCAAUUAUCUUUGCACCUUUUUUCCCCUCAGAUUUUACAAAUAACUGAACACACCGCGCUCAAUCUCCCCCCUCUCCCUUUGCAUGGGUGGAAAAAACAUUAGAGGUGAGCAUAUAGUCUCUGCUGGACUUGUCUCUUUUGCACAAUAGUUUUGACCAUCAAAGGGUCAUUUUCUCUUUCUCUCUUUUUGAAUAAGAAAUAAGCGGACACUUCCUCUACUAUGAAAAAGGAAGGCCAAAGCAUGCUCUGUUGUGCAACAUUUUUGUAAUAUUUAAAAAAAAAAACUGUCUUCUUACGAAAGUCACAGAGAGAACAUGCAGUACAUGAUUCUGUGUUGUAUAACCUGAUGUUACUAGUUUGAAGAUUAAACUUUGUUUUCAUGACACUUAAAACUGUGCAAAAACUCUUUCAACAUUCAACAGCUAUGGUAUUAGAGUCAAACAAUUAAAUCAUAAUUUUGUUUUCCACGGGCUCAGGGGAGAAGAAUAACACCAGAAAGGCAGACUGAGACCACUCCAGGAUGGACAGAUACUGCUGCUACAGACACACAGACAUUGAUCAGCUUCCAACCUGGUUUGGCUGAAAUAAUGAUCCACCUUGUUCAAACUGGAACUUUGCUAAGUGUCCCCUCACACAGAUCUAAAAACGCAAGGAAAAUCUGCAGGUGUAACAAGAAGUGACAACACAGUCUGAGGUUUUGGUUUUAGGAAAUAUUACUUAAUCUUUCUGUUGUAGUUCCUGGUUCACUUGUGGUAAUCAGUUUCAGACAGCAGGUGCACUCUCAAUUUUCUUCCUUUAGUGUUUUAGUCUCCUAUGAAAAUGAAUAAACAGAUGACUGUUGUGCUGUGGAUGCUUCUGUUUAGUGUGCAUUGGUAUAAAGUAGGCCUGGGCGAUUUGGGGAAAUAAAUGAUCACGAUUUAUUUUGUCAUCUCGUCCGAUCUCGAUUAUUAUCACAAUUAUUUUUAAAGUGCCAGUUUUAAAGCAUCUGUACUAAAAACUAAAAAAAAAACUAGAGAUUAGUUCAACAUUUUAUUAACAUAUAAAGUAAAUAACAAAGCAAAUUGAAUAAGAUACACUUAGAAAAAUCUAAAAAAAACAUUUUAACUCAACAGUACUACAUGUUCUACAUGCUCUCUCCCGUACGAGGCUCUCUGAACAUCUGUACAUGAAAUACAGCACUCUUUAAUCCGAGGCUGCCCUGAACGCAUCAUUCUCGCAUAUCUCGCGUUUGUUUUCCUUUCAUCAAAACGUUCAUUUUGAUACAAACACUGUUUAAAUAUAGUUUACAGCUGAAACCGACCCGAAUCAUCCCAAUUUGUAACGUCAAAGUAUCAAUCCACUGUCUGUGUUGGCAGGAAUGGAUACAAUUGAUCGCUGUUUUGGUCUGGUGGCUGCACCGCUAGUUGUGGCUAAACUGUUAAUGCUACUCGUACCGUCAGCAGUGACCGGCUGUGCAGACUCCGCUCGCAUUUUCAUGUUUCUUCCAAUGAUUAAACAGAUCUGUUGUGUUGCCGGUUUAUCUGCUUUAUUGCUCUACGUCACUUUGGAGAGACGUUAAAUAACUUCUCAACAGCACCAUCUUCUGAGGAUGACUCAAAGUCACGGCUCACAUCUACUUUGCUGCCCUCAGCUCUGCGUGUAGCUCCACGUUAGGUCAUUCUGUUCACUUCUCAUGUUUAUUUUUCCGGUAACUUAGUGAAGUGAGCAGGAAAAGCUCGACUCUGAUUGGCUGUUGUGACGCACAUUUCCGCCAUCUUUGAUCGAGUAAAUAAGCUCACAGCUGAUCACCGUGAUCGAACUGAAUUUGAUCGCGAUCAUCGAUCACGAUCAUAUAAUCGCCCAGUCCUACCCCCAAUACUUACUUUGUUGUUAUAGUUCUUGUCUUUAACUCUUUUAACAUACUAACUUUUUAUUAUUCUUCUACUUCUGCCUUUCUUUACUUUCUACAUUUAUACAAUUACUUUAACUUCAGCUGUUUCAUACUUUCUACAUUGGUAUGUAGGGCAGUAACUGAAGCACGGCAAUAGAUGGUGCUGUCCUGCAUUCUCAAGUUACUAUAGUUGGAUGCUGCAAACUGCAGAAAUCUGUUUUACUAUUUAUACAUUUAAUGGGAACAUUGUUACACAUUAUUUUAAAGGCAUUUGUUUUUCAAAUUCAUUUAUCCUUAUUAUCAGUUCUGUUAUUUCACAUAAGUGUUAUACGUUUUUCACUUAGGCUAUUAUUCAAUUUGUACAUUCAUCCAACUAAUUUACCUUCAGCUAUACUACAAUUCUGUCAUUCAUACCUUCCUCCAUUUUUUAUUGGCAGUUUUGCAUUGCUUUUUCAGCUUUCAGCACUAUGCAUUUCCACGCAUUUUCUUCAAGGAAAUGCAAUUUUUCUAGUUAUGUCUUCUUUCCAUUAAGGUCCUUAUAAAAACCAGUGGAAAGAAGUUUGUUAUGACACCUCUUAUUUGACCCUGUAAGAUUCUUAUUAACUGUCCACCUGAUUUUUAUAAAAUCCCACAGGUGGGGUUUGGGUUUGGGUCACACACAGGAGCAGGGCUUACAUUUUUAAAUUUUGUAGGGGCCACUAUGGAGCCAAUAUUAGUUGGAUCUCCAUUUUGACAUUGGUGCCCUCAAGAGGACGCCCAUCCUGAUCUGUGUACCAAAUUUCAUGUGGCUGUGCAUAUCUGUACAGUGUUGCCGACUUCUCAGUAAGGAAAGUAGCUAUUGGCUGUCAUAAAAGUUGCUAAAUGAUUUCAUCUGCUAAUUUGCAUAAUUGGCCAAAUUGUAAUGGACGCUGUAAGUGAGAUAAACAACAAAAAGUGAGUAACAAACACCCCAAAUACGUUUAGAACUACAAAUUAACUUUCUUCUGUCGAGUCGUGUAUUUUUUAUUUUUUUUGUCACAAUACCAACCCUCCUCCUUAAUCCGGGCUUGGGACCGGCAAAAAUGACACAAUUGAGACAACAAUUUGGCGGAGUUACUGAGGUAUUUUUUUUUUUAUAUACAACUGUAUAAAAUUGGGGAAACCGAAGCACUCGGAGAAAACCCCUUCUCUAGCCAAAGUGAGGCUGUAGAGUAAAAACAUGAGGCGGGACCUCAGGCCUCAGGGAAAGUGGAGUCCCUCCCACCCAGCCUCUUCAAACGUACAGGCUUUUUAGUCACGUUUGAAGAUGCGGGUGAAGGGUUUGAACACAGACUUGAAGAAGCCUUUGAAUCCACUCUUUUGUUUGGGGCUCAGUUCUUCUUUAAAGGCCUCAAUGAUGUGGGUGAGGACCUUAGGAUCCUGUACAACGGUGAACUUGAUGAGCUCGAUAUCUAACUCCUUGGACAGUUUCUUGUGCACCUUCCUUACUAUCUUCCUCAUGUCGGCAAAGGACAGUUUAACCUCGACUUCAGAGCCCUCCAUUUCUGCCCACAGAGCCUCUGUCAAAACCGAGAUAGCCUGGUCUUCUUUGACAUAUAUCCUCCAGGUGUCCAUCAGCAUUUUUACCAGCCCAGCCACCAGCAUUUCACAUCUUAGUCUAUCCCAGUAAUCCAGCCAAGCUCCACCGCUUAGCUCAGCUUCUUCACUGAUAUUUGUCUCCUCAGUAACAGGAGCUGGUGUAGCUGCAGACUGGGAGAUCUUGGUCGUCUGGAUUUUUGGGAAAGCUUGAUUUUCGUACACAACUGCCUCGAUCUGCCUCAGAGCAGCGGUGGCUUGAUCUUUCCCUCUAUUGUGCUUCUCUGCCUGCGCAACCAACCAGUUCCACAUCAUCUUCAUGAACUGGUCCACCUCAGUGCGGAUAACACCUGCAGAAAAGAGCUUUUGUUUCUUCUCACGAUUCAUCAGCUGGAACAAGACGAAUGCCACCAGUUGGUUUUUUUUCUCUUCAAACUGGUCCUCAGUGAUGUUUCUGGCCAUCCUCCUGUAGAAGCACAUCACAUUUGUGCACUCUCUCCCCGUUUCCUCGAUCAUGUCGUCCACAAUAGUUGAAACCCCCGUCAUGAGUGGCGUCAUGACAGAAUCUCUUUCUUCUACAGAGAUCUUUCCAGUGAGUUUGCGGAAAAGUUUAAUGAUAGACUUUUUUGCAAACCUUUUUGUGAGAAACAUCUUGAUCCUUCUCAUGAUAUUUCUCUGUCUUGCUUUCUUUGCUUUGGCGGGUGGUGUGGUCUCUUUAACAGGUGAAGCUUCUGGCUCCUGUGAAACGUUGUCACCCCAGACAAUUUUUACGAUUUCAGAAGCUGUUUCGUCUGUGUCCCUGUCAGAGAUGGACAGAUGUUUGGAUAAUUCCUCCUCUGAAAGGUCAUCUUCAAUGUCAGUACCAUCCAGGUAAUCUGUGUGCUUUGACAGGAUGGACUUGACCGCCUUCAAUGUUUCAUGUUUGAGGCUUUCUUUGUGGAACAUUUCAGGUUCGUCCUCUACAAAGGGUGUCACAGGGGUCUGAAAAUGGUCCCCAACUGGCUCUUCUUCCUUUACGUCUUCUUCCUCUACUUGUGUGUUCGUACAAGUCAGACUGUUAAUAGUAGUCGGACAGCAGAGGCCAUUAAGGGCAAAAUUACAUGCAAAUUUGUAGUUCGUGACUAUGAUCUUUCUGAUCUUUCUUGCCAUAUCCUUCAGUCUGUAGCAGAAAGACUUGGUGGCCUGCUGCUCUUUGUUGGAGUUGAUCCGCUCUGUAACCUCCUCGACCACGAUAGAGUUCACCUUCUCUGUGGUCCUGCUAUGGAUGUCCACUGGGAUGCCCAAUGCAUCUGCAAUGGCGAAAUUAAUGCUGUCUCCCAGGAUUGCGUGGACCUCUUUCUUUGAGAUUCUCUUCUCUGUUGAUUUGGGAGGACCUUCUUCACUAUUACUGUUUUCAAUUGCAAUGGAGAUGUAUUUGGCUACUGUGUCAACAAUGUCCACACACAUGUCUCUGAUCAUGUCUUUGGUCCCCUGGUCCAGAGACCCAUGCGCUAUUGUGAUCCAUUGAUUUCUAGCCAGUUUCCUAAUGAAUUCAUUCACAAUGGGAAGAAGGACGGUGGGCUCGAUCAUACGAAUGUUCCCGACCAUGUUCAUCAUGAUUCUUAUGUUCGGCCCUUGCCUUACUGUGAUCCAUUCAUUAUCAAACUCUUGCCGAACUAACAUGUCCACUUCAGGAAAAGGGACGGUGGGCUCGGUAAUAGGAACGGUCCUGACCAUGUUCAUCGUAGUUCUUGGGCUCUGCAUUGUUUCUUCUGUUUCUGUUUGUUUGUAGAAAUGUAAACCUCUUAUCUCUGCCAACUCUUACACCGGUUCAAACAACGAAACUCUCACCUGCAACAUUCUGUUGGCGCGGAAGUCGAAUCCAUCUGAUGACUUCAAAGAGAGUGAUGAUGUCAUCAAAGAAAGUGAUGAUGUCACAUUCUUCGAUGACAUCAUUGCAUUUUUGAUGACAUCAUCACAUUUCUUCAGAUUUUUUUUUUAUGCCAGAUCGAUUCAAUAAUCUUUAUUGACACAAAGGAACUGAACAGAAUGACAGUCCUCAGACAACCUCAGACAGUUCAUCCUAGCCGUUAUUAUUAUUGACACUAGUUUUGAUAACAUUUCAAUUUAAGUUCUUCGAAUUGUUAUUAAGCCACUUAUUUGAUCUUGUAAACUUGAUAAGAUGUUCAUCAACAUAAAAAAUACAUGUAAAUGAAAGAAAAUUAAUAUCAUAUGGAUGUUUAAGAGAAGUUUAUGUAUGUGUCUCAUAAUCUAUUAAGAAUGUGUAAAUUAGCAAAUUGAUUUCUGUGUUACUAGUGCGCUUGCACUUGACCCACAUUUAAAGGGUAUUCCGUUUUGUUUUAUCAUUUUUCCAUUUUUGUUGUUGUUGUUUAACAUGUUUCUUUAUAUUCUUGUCGGUUAGUUUGUUUCAGAUUCAGCAUGUUUUAAUUUACUUGUAUUGAUGGGGAGGAUUCCCUAUCAGCCCUUUAGGCUUCUGUCAUCUCCUGCAAAGUUUGGCUGAACUUCUUUGUUUUAAUAUGUAAUUACUUUAUGUCUACUUUUGUGGAAAAAAAUAACAAAUAACUCCACCAUUAGAAAGACAUUUGGGGAGAGUGGGGUAAGAUGAGCCAUUUUUCAAAUUUCAGAUCACUACAUCAAUCAUAGUUUUGUCUCUAACUAGUGUAUCUGCAUAUAUUUCAGGAUGUUGUGCAUCCCUGCAAACACAGAAUGAGUGUAAACAUAACUGUCUUGAUAAUAUCGCAUGACGAAAAAAGUGGUCAACUUAAGUUGACCAUAGGAGCGGGGUUAGUUAAGCCGUAUCCCUACUAUGCCCCCACUCUCCAGCCCAGUCACUUCUUCACAUUCAUGCGUAUUUAUAUCUAUUAUACACUAUUCAACUGAUACAGUGAUUAUUUUUAUUAAUAUUGCAUAUAACUGCUAAAAAGCUGUUUUGUAAAAAGCCAUUUUAACAUAAGAAUGUCUUUAAGUGAUUCAGAACAUUCACAGCUGUAUUCUUUAAAAGAAAAAGUCAAACAUUUCAACAAUCUGAACUGAAACUCUGACCCUCUCAUCAGACUCCUUUAAUUUCUCAGUUGUGCCAAUGGCUUAACUUAACCCAGCACUACUGUUAUGACUUUAUUAGUCCUCUAGGCUAAAAUGGUGGACUUUUAUGUAAGGUUUUUGACCUCAUGUUGUAGCUGAUAGAUACCGCAAUUGAUGUAUGAAACAAAUUUAAAAUGCUAGGCCGCGCACACGCACACACUAUUUCCAUUUGUGUGCAUUACUGUCUUUCUGUCAGUAGAAAAUACACCCCCAAUUAGGCCUGGGCGAUUUGGAAAAAAAAUGAUCACGACUUAUUUUGUCAUAUCGUCCGAUCUCGAUUAUUAUCACGAUUUUUUUUAAAGUGCCAGUUUUAAAGCAUCUGUACUAAAAACUAAAAACACUAGAGAUUAGUUCAACAUUUUAUUAACAUAUAAAGUAAAUAACAAAGCAAAUUGAAUAAGAUACACUUAGAAAAAUCUAAAAAAACAUUUUAACUCAACAGUACUACAUGUUCUACAUGCUCUCUCCCGUAUGAGGCUCUCUGAACAUCUGUACAUGAAAUACAGCACUCUUUAAUCCGAGGCUGCCCUGAACGCAUCACUCUCGCAUAUCUUGCGUUUGUUUUCCUUUCAUCAAAACGUUCAUUUUGAUACAAACACUGUUUAAAUAUAGUUUACAGCUGAAACCGACCCGAAUCAUCCCAAUUUGUAACGUCAAAGUAUCAAUCC